Molecule: messenger RNA, 6261 nt
Organism: Bursaphelenchus okinawaensis
Lineage: Eukaryota; Metazoa; Nematoda; Chromadorea; Rhabditida; Aphelenchoididae
Source: the annotation of a GenBank genome assembly
AUGCCAAGAAGAAGGCCGAGGCUGACAAGAAGGCCGAGGCUGACAAGAAGGCUGAAGCUGACAAGAAGGCUGAAGCUGACAAGAAAAAGGCUGACGAAGAUGCCAAGAAGAAGGCCGAGGCUGACAAGAAGGCUGCAGCUGACAAGAAGAAGGCUGACGAAGCUGACAAGAAGAAGGCUGAAGCUGACAAGAAGAAGGCUGACGAGGAUGCCAAGAAAAAAGGCCGAGGCUGACAAGAAGGCUGAAGCUGACAAGAAGGCUGAAGCUGACAAGAAAAAGGCUGACGAAGAUGCCAAGAAGAAAGCCGAGGCUGACAAGAAGAAGGCUGACGAAGAUGACAAGAAGAAAGCUGACGAAGAUGACAAGAUGAAGGCUGAAGCUGACAAGAAGAAGGCUGACGAGGAUGCCAAGAAAAAGGCCGAGGCUGACAAGAAGGCCGAGGCUGACAAGAAGGCUGAAGCUGACAAGAAGAAGGCUGACGAAGCUGACAAGAAGAAGGCUGAAGCUGACAAGAAGAAGGCUGACGAAGACGCCAAGAAGAAGGCCGAGGCUGACAAGAAGGCUGAAGCUGACAAGAAGGCUCAAGCUGACAAGAAGGCUGCAGCUGACAAGAAGAAGGCUGACGAAGCUGACAAGAAGAAGGCUGACGAAGAUGCCAAGAAGAAGGCUGACGAAGAUGCCAAGAAGAAGGCCGAGGCUGACAAGAAGGCUGCAGCUGACAAGAAGAAGGCUGACGAAGCUGACAAGAAGAAGGCUGAAGCUGACAAGAAGAAGGCUGACGAGGAUGCCAAGAAAAAGGCCGAGGCUGACAAGAAGGCUGAAGCUGACAAGAAGGCUGAAGCUGACAAGAAAAAGGCUGACGAAGAUGCCAAGAAGAAGGCCGAGGCUGACAAGAAGGCUGAAGCUGACAAGAAGAAGGCUGACGAAGCUGACAAGAAGAAGGCUGAAGCUGACAAGAAGAAGGCUGACGAAGAUGCCAAGAAGAAGGCCGAGGCUGACAAGAAGGCUGAAGCUGACAAGAAGAAGGCUGACGAAGAUGACAAGAUGAAGGCUGAAGCUGACAAGAAGAAAGCUGACGAGGAUGCCAAGAAAAAGGCCGAGGCUGACAAGAAGGCUGAAGCUGACAAGAAGAAGGCUGACGAAGAUGACAAGAUGAAGGCUGAAGCUGACAAGAAGAAGGCUGACGAGGAUGCCAAGAAAAAGGCCGAGGCUGACAAGAAGGCCGAGGCUGACAAGAAAGCUGAAGCUGACAAGAAGAAGGCUGACGAAGAUGACAAGAUGAAGGCUGAAGCUGACAAGAAGAAGGCUGACGAGGAUGCCAAGAAAAAGGCUGAAGCUGACAAAAAAGCUGAAGCUGACAAGAAAAAGGCUGACGAAGAUGCCAAGAAGAAGGCUGAAGCUGACAAGAAGGCUGAAGCUGACAAGAAGAAGGCUGACGAAGAUGCCAAGAAGAAGGCCGAGGCUGACAAGAAGGCUGAAGCUGACAAGAAGAAGGCUGACGAAGCUGACAAGAAGAAGGCUGAAGCUGACAAGAAGAAGGCUGACGAAGACGCCAAGAAGAAGGCCGAGGCUGACAAGAAGAAGGCUGACGAAGAUGACAAGAAGAAAGCUGACGAAGAUGACAAGAUGAAGGCUGAAGCUGACAAGAAGAAGGCUGACGAGGAUGCCAAGAAAAAGGCCGAGGCUGACAAGAAGGCCGAGGCUGACAAGAAGGCUGAAGCUGACAAGAAGAAGGCUGACGAAGAUGCCAAGAAGGCUGAAGCUGACAAGAAGGCUGAAGCUGACAAGAAGGCUGAAGCUGACAAGAAGAAGGCUGACGAAGAUGCCAAGAAGGCUGAAGCUGACAAGAAGAAGGCUGAAACUGACAAGAAGGCUGAAGCUGACAAGAAGGCUGAAGCUGACAAGAAGGCUCAAGCUGACAAGAAGAAGGCUGACGAGGAUGCCAAGAAGAAGGCUGAAGCUGACAAGAAGGCUGAAGCUGACAAGAAGACUGAAGCUGACAAGAAGAAGGCAGACGAAGAUGCCAAGAAGAAGGCUGAAGCUGACAAGAAGACUGAAGCUGACAAGAAGAAGGCAGACGAAGAUGCCAAGAAGAAGGCUGAAGCUGACAAGAAGACUGAAGCUGACAAGAAGAAGGCAGACGAGGAUGCCAAGAAGAAGGCUGAAGCUGACAAGAAGGCUGAAGCUGACAAGAAGAAGGCUGACGAGGAUGCCAAGAAGAAGGCCGAGGCUGACAAGAAGAAGGCUGAAGCUGACAAGAAGGCUGACGAAGAUGCCAAGAAGAAGGCUGAAGCUGACAAGAAGGCUGAAGCUGACAAGAAGGCUGAAGCUGACAGGAAGAAGGCUGACGAAGAUGCCAAGAAGAAAGCCGAGGCUGAUAAGAAGGUUGAGACUGACAAGGAGAAGGUUAAGGCUGCGAGAAAAGUUGAAGCUAAUAAGAAAAAAGCUGACGUAGCCGUUGGAGCAAACAACGAGCUUGAACAAACUGUUUUGGAAGUUAAAAAAGUAGUAGACGACUUUGUCGAUGCAAAUGGUGCAGAAGAUUUUAUCCCAGAAGUAAACGAAAACGUCUUAAACCAGAUGUUUGGAGAAACUAACACUUCGCUGAAUCGUUUGGCGGAAAAGGAGAAACAGCUGAGAGAUCAAGUGCUAGAAAUGCGUAAAAAACGCUUAGAAGCUAAGCUUGCUCGUACUCAGAAAAUGCUCGAUAACUACGAUAAAACCUCUGAUUUAGGCGGUCUAAAUGACUUAAAGGUAACAAAAGAAAGCAUUGAAAGUGAAAUCGAGUUAAUUGAAAUAGAAUGCCGUACCGCAUUAAGCCCACAGUUCAGCCAAGACGUUUUAUCAUCUAACAGAGACAAAGCCUCAGAUGUUAAUAUUUAUGUGAAUAAUAGAAGUGACAAGAUAAUGAGCUUAGUAGAGAAAGGAGACGUAUUGUCUGAUGAACUACCAAAAAAACAAAAAAUAGAAACAAAAACAGAAAAUAAGGUCGAAGUUGAUAAGAAGGCUGAAGCUGACAAGAAGAAGGCUGACGAAGAUGCCAAGAAGAAGGCUGAAGCUGACAAGAAGAAGUCUGACAAAAAGGCCAAGAAGAAGGCUGAAGCUGACAAGAAGAAAGCCGACGAAGAUGCCAAGAAGAAGGCCGAGGCUGACAAGAAGGCUGAAGCUGACAAGAAGGCUGAGGCUGACAAGAAGGCUGAAACUGACAAGAAGAAGGCUGAAGUUGACAAGAAGAAGGCUGAUGAACAUGCCAAGAAGAAGCCUGAAGUUGGCAAGAAGAAGGAUGAUGAAGAUGCCAAGAAGAAGGCUGAAGCUGGCAAGAAGAAGGCUGAGGAAGAUGCCAAGAAGAAGGCCGAAGUUGGCAAGAAGAAGGAUGAUGAAGAUGCCAAGAAGAAAGCCGAAGCUGACAAGAAGGCUGAAGCUGACAAGAAGGCUGAGGCUGACAAGAAGGCCGAGGCUGACAAGAAGGCUGAAGCUGACAAGAAGGCUGAGGCUGACAAGAAGGCUGAAGCUGACAGGAAGGCUGAAGCUGACAAGGAGAAGGCUGAGGAAGAUGCCAAGAAGAAGGCUGAAGCUGGCAAGAAGAAGGCUGAGGAAGAUGCCAAGAAGAAGGCCGAAGUUGGCAAGAAGAAGGAUGAUGAAGAUGCCAAGAAGAAAGCCGAAGCUGACAAGAAGGCUGAAGCUGACAAGAAGGCUGAGGCUGACAAGAAGGCCGAGGCUGACAAGAAGGCUGAAGCUGACAAGAAGGCUGAAGCUGACAGGAAGGCUGAAGCUGACAAGGAGAAGGCUGAGGAAGAUGCCAAGAAGAAGGUCGAAGCUGACAAGAAGGCUGAAGUUGACAAGAAGAAGGCUGAGGAAGAUGCCAAGAAGAAGGCUGAAGCUGGCAAGAAGAAGGCUGAGGAAGAUGCCAAGAAGAAGGCCGAAGUUGGCAAGAAGAAGGAUGAUGAAGAUGCCAAGAAGAAAGCCGAAGCUGACAAGAAGGCUGAAGCUGACAAGAAGGCUGAGGCUGACAAGAAGGCCGAGGCUGACAAGAAGGCUGAAGCUGACAAGAAGGCUGAGGCUGACAAGAAGGCUGAAGCUGACAGGAAGGCUGAAGCUGACAAGGAGAAGGCUGAGGAAGAUGCCAAGAAGAAGGUCGAAGCUGACAAGAAGGCUGAAGUUGACAAGGAGAAGGCUGAGGAAGAUGCCAAGAAGAAGGCUGAAGCUGGCAAGAAGAAGGCUGACGAAGAUGCCAAGAAGAAGACCGAGGCUGACAAGAAGGCUGAAGCUGACAAGAAGGCUGAAGCUGACAAGAAGGCUGAAGCUGACAAGAAGAAGGCUGAGGAAGAUGCCAAGAAGAAGGUCGAAGCUGACAAGAAGGCUGAAGUUGACAAGAAGAAGGCUGAGGAAGAUGCCAAGAAGAAGGCUGAAGCUGGCAAGAAGAAGGCUGAGGAAGAUGCCAAGAAGAAGGCCGAAGUUGGCAAGAAGAAGGAUGAUGAAGAUGCCAAGAAGAAGGCCGAGGCUGACAAGAAGGCUGAAGCUGACAAGAAGGCUGAGGCUGACAAGAAGGCUGAAGCUGACAAGAAGGCUGAGGCUGACAAGAAGGCUGAAGUUGACAAGAAGAAGGCUGAGGAAGAUGCCAAGAAGAAGGCUGAAGCUGGCAAGAAGAAGGCUGAGGAAGAUGCCAAGAAGAAGGCCGAAGUUGGCAAGAAGAAGGAUGAUGAAGAUGCCAAGAAGAAGGCCGAGGCUGACAAGAAGGCUGAAGCUGACAAGAAGGCUGAGGCUGACAAGAAGGCUGAAGCUGACAAGAAGGCUGAGGCUGACAGGAAGGCUGAAGCUGACAAGGAGAAGGCUGAGGAAGAUGCCAAGAAGAAGGCUGAAGCUGGCAAGAAGAAGGCUGACGAUGAUGCCAAGAAGAAGACCGAGGCAGACAAGAAGGCUGAAGCUGACAAGAAGGCUGAGGCUGACAAGAAGGCUGAAGCUGACAAAAAGAAGGCUGGAGUUGAUAAGAAAAAGAUUGUGACUAGCAAAAAUGAUGAAACUAAUGCGGCGGGUGACCAAGUAACGCCUGCUGUACGUGAAGCUGAAUUUAGUACAGAUGUUGUGUGUAGCUCAGACUUUUCAGCAAAGCCAGCGGAUACAAAUGUGGUAAACCAUGUUGUUGAAAUAAAAGAACAAGCAGAGAAAGAAGCAGAUUUUGAAAUUGAUGAAGUUAGUGCUCGUUUUUCGUUGAAAAAGCGAAGAACCGAGAAGGUCGGCAUCGGAAUCACGUUCAACUUGAAUUUGGAGAUGUCCAACGUGGAAUGUGAGUGCGAGUUCGAGAAGGAUGCAGCUGAGAGUGACGUAGAAGAGGCUUCAAAGGUUGAAGCAAGUGAAUCCUUGUACACAGCCAUCAUGGGUCCUCUGGUGGUCAAUGUUGAAGGCGCAGAAUCUGUGUAUGAGAAGGACCUAUCCAAGGACAAAACAGCUAGACGAAAGACCAAGAAAAAGAAAGUGUUGCCAGUCAACGUUAGCAGAGAGAAGUCGCCGUUUGGUACGUUGAUUUACAUUACAAAAACUGAUUUAAAAAAGACAAAAAUUUCGUUGUUUUUGUAUGCAAAAAUGUUAUUCGUUAGUGCCGCAGACAGUUUUAAAAUUUAGAUAAUAAAAUGAGUUUAAUAAGUAAAAACAAAACAAUCAAUAUGGCGACUUUAGGAACUCAUUACAUGAAUGUCGACAUUGAAAUUGAUGCUGGCGAGGAGACGGGCAGCACUGACGGUAUAAUCGAAAUGGAGAACCUGGAGUACGCCAUGAGUGAGUCUUCCAUCACGAUCGAAGAAGACUUUAUGGACGUCGAUGUGUCGGUCACAGAUUCAGAAGACAAUCGCGAAGACAGUAUCGAAGCAGUUCUCCCCAAGUCUCCUCUGAAAAUGGUAAGAACUUACUUUAAGUAAAAAGAAAUAAUGGUUUUUUGUGUCAAGACUUUACAGUACCUCAAUUUAGAAAAAGUAGCUUUUCUGGAUGAAUUUACUUUAAUUUUUUAUUGAAAAAAGCAUAUUUUACAAAGAUUUUUUAUUGUUCAUACCUUUUUUAUUACAACAUGAAGCUUAAUUAUAUUUUACAAAAACGACACUUUUCAAAAAUCAACCUUUCCAGAGAGCGGACCAACUUAUUACAAUACGAAAAACAGCUGAGGCAGUUCAAGCGGAUGUGGUUGUUGCUGCAGGUGAGUGCGAGAUAAAGAACAGCCGGCCAAGAAAAACAAGACCCUCAGGCUCUCGAGGCGCGCGCGUUCUGUUUUAA